AUGACGCUGGGUGACAAUGAGGGUGCUUACUUCAAGGAGGUAGAAGGUUUGGUUGCUUACCUUCUUGAAGGUAACGUGCAGUCGCCUAUCACUGGACCUUUGGAGGACAAAGUUUUUUAUGUUGAAGAGGGUAAAGGGGGACCACAGUAUUUAUACAUGUUUACAUUUCAACCCCCUACCUACAGCGUGAAACUGACCGGUAAAACAGAUGACAUCAUAGAUGUCAAAGGUGGAGUCCUGACUGUUAGCGGAGUUCUAGACUGGGAACACAAAACACAAUAUAAAUUACAGUUGGAAGGUCUAGAUCAAAAUAGCAAAAGGGUGCAAGGCCCCUAUUCUAUCAUCAUAAAUGUUGUGGAUAUCAAUGACAACCCACCUAAAUUCAGUAAAACAGUAUACACUGGUGAAGUUAGAGAACACUCCAGACCAGGGAAGCCUUUCAUGUAUGUUACUGCUUUUGAUCGCGAUGAUCCCAGCACCUUACAUGCACAGCUCAGCUAUAGUAUCAUUCAUCAGUUUCCCAGAUUGCCUGGCACUGACAUGUAUUUUCAGAUUGACAAUGUUACAGGAGCAAUUUCUACAACUGCUGCUGGAAAAACCAGCUUGGACACAACAAAAGGGAAUGCCUUUCUCCUUGUGGUGAGAGCAAAAGAUAUGGCAGGCCAGUACAUAAAUAGUUUUUCUGAUGAGGCUGAUGUGGAGAUCACUGUUUUGGAAAACCUCUGGAAAUCUCCUCCAGAAGUAUUUCUCCAGGAGAACUCUACAAAGCCACACCCCAUGAUCAUCACUCAUGUACAAUGGAACGAUCCAUAUGCAACAUAUAAAAUUCAAGAGAAAGAAAAGCAUUCUAUUCCAUUUACAGUUGAUCAGAAUGGAACAGUUUAUGUAACUAAACCACUAGACAGAGAAGAGAAAGACUACUAUUCAUUCUAUAUCUUUGCAAACGAUGAGGAGGGAAAAAUGCUGGCCAAACCAGUCAAUGUUUCAGUUCGUGUUGUAGACAUCAAUGACAACCCACCUGUGUGUAACGAAAUUUUGACUAAAUUUGAAGUUCAAGAAAAUGAGGAUGUGGGGAAUUUAAUAGGAAUUGUCGUUGCCUCAGACAAUGACAAGAAGGGGUCUCUUAAUUCUCGCCUGAAGUUCAGCCUUUUGGACCAGACCCCCAAAAUCCCACAAGACAAUCUCUUCCGUAUCGAAUUGGGAACUGGGUCAGUCCACUUAUUGAAAUCGGGAUUAAACAGACAAGUGGUCCAAAAUUACUAUUUGCAGGUGAAUGUGACAGAUUCAGUUUUCUCAACUAUAUGUGAAGUGCAAAUUCAUGUCAUUGACAUCAAUGAUAAGAUCCCAAUAUUUGAAAAAUCAGAUUAUGGCACUGUGAUUGUUGCAGAAGAUCAGAAAAAAGGAUAUCGUAUAGUUGAAAUAAAAGCCACGGAUGCUGAUGAAGUAGGCACUGGAAGUUCUCAGAUUAUUUACACCAUCACAAAGGGUGACCCAAAUAAUAGUUUUACAAUACUGACUGAUCCAGAUACAAAUAAAGGAGCUAUUAUAAUUAACAAGGAUCUUGAUUUUGAAACAAAUUCAGUGUAUAACCUUACAAUCAAUGCUACUAAUCCCGAACCUCUCGUGGCUGGAAUAAAGUACACUUCAAAUUCAUCUACUUUCUUACGGAUUCAUGUUACUGAUGUGGAAGAACCGCCAGUUUUCCUCCGUCCCAGCUACAUAGUUGCGCUAUAUGAAAAUGUGACCAUUGGUACCAAUGUGACAACCGUAAAAGCUUUUGACCCAGAAGGAUACACAAUAAAGUACUCGCUGAAGAAAACCCGCGAGAAUUGGCUGAAAAUUGAUCCUGACAGUGGACAAAUAUAUACAGCUGCCCUACUGGAUUAUGAGCAGAACCGUACCUACAUAGAAGAAAUUGUUGCAACUGAACAAAGUGGUGUACUUAAAAGCAGUGUUGCACAACUGAUACUGCAUCUCACAGAUGUCAAUGACAAUCCUCCGUAUUUAGUAAACGAGAUUGUGUCCUUGUGCCACCCACUCCAAGGAGACAAGAGUGCAAAAUUUGAAGUUGCUGAUUUAGAUUCAGACAUUCCAAAAUUCACAUAUUCCCUCAUUGAAGAGUAUAAGGACAACUGGAACAUUUCUAAAGUGGAUAGCAAACAUGGUAGCAUUACCCCAAAGAACUUGAAACUUGAACAAAAUGUCUAUGAUGUACUUGUGAGAAUUAAUGACAAUGGAAGGCCACCAAUGAAAGAUGUUGUCACUCUGAAAGUGAAUGUGUGCAGAUGUGUCAGUGACAGGUGUUAUGUGGAAAUCAACAAUCCAAAUGCAUCGCCAACAGUAGGAGCAACAAUUGGCAUACUUGUUGGUGUUCUGCUAGUUAUAGGUAUCAUUCUGGGAUCCGUGUUUUUACACCUCAAGCGUAAAAAGGCGAAUGAGCAAAACGUCACCCCUGAAAUGGAAGCUUUUACUCAAAGGAGUAAAUGAAAGUGGACAUUUGUGUCUUGCCUGCUGUCAUAGUUGAUCUCUCCUUUUUUUAAAAAAAAUUUUUUUUAUUAAACUAAUUUACAUAGGUAACAAGAAAUACA
Molecule: messenger RNA, 2588 nt
Organism: Thamnophis elegans (Western terrestrial garter snake)
Lineage: Eukaryota; Metazoa; Chordata; Lepidosauria; Squamata; Natricidae
Gene: CDH17
Product: cadherin 17
Exons: 17
Coding region: 1-2487 (828 amino acids)
Biological process (GO): calcium-dependent cell-cell adhesion; cell-cell junction assembly; adherens junction organization
Cellular component (GO): plasma membrane; catenin complex; adherens junction
Molecular function (GO): cadherin binding; calcium ion binding
Source: RefSeq, a predicted model, not a curated record